Molecule: messenger RNA, 1914 nt
Organism: Carica papaya (papaya)
Lineage: Eukaryota; Viridiplantae; Streptophyta; Magnoliopsida; Brassicales; Caricaceae
Product: Cation efflux family protein
Biological process (GO): zinc ion transport; transmembrane transport; intracellular zinc ion homeostasis
Cellular component (GO): membrane; Golgi apparatus
Molecular function (GO): zinc ion transmembrane transporter activity
Source: RefSeq, a predicted model, not a curated record
CUCGUUUCUAUCUAAUUCAACUUCCGAACCGCGUUUUUUUCACAUAACAAAGAAACGUUUUUUUUUUUUUUUUUCCCCCUCUUUUAGAUUUUAGUUUCGUCACUUUCUUCAAAUUCAAUUUAUUUAAUACAAAGUAUUUUUUUUUCUCCGUUGAUUGAAUAUUCAAUACGAAAUGUUACUGUAUUAGAGAGGCUGUUGUUUGAUUCCUCACGAACUGUAAAUCGUCCAAAGUUUAACUUUUGAUUUUGAUUUUUCGGGUAACAGGAUAAUUAUUUCAAAAUCGAAGAUUCAAGUCCGAAUUUACCCAUUAAUUCUGUUUAUAAUUCGUUUGUUUCGAAGAUCUGGUUACAAAUCGGACUAUGAAUUGGGGGUUUUGAUCCAGAAAAAGAAAUUAGGGUUUUUGGGUUUAUAAUGGAUAGGAGCAAAUCGUUCAAUUACUACGCAACGCAAGAGAACGAGUCUCAGAAUUCGUGGAAUAGCGACUUUGGAUUCAUCGCAAAUGAUCGCCGGCUCGCGUAUUCGCGGCAAGCUUCGUUUCACCAGUCGCAAGAGCCUCAUGCGCCAAUUUCGAUCAUCUCCAGCGAAUCUGCUAAGCCUUUUCUUUCGAGAACUGUGUCGAGCAUUGAUAUUCCGCCUGGGAUUUUCUCUAUCGAUGAUAACAAGGAAUUUUUCCGGGAAUCGGAAAAGCGACGGGGGAAAUUCUCGGUUUCGGAUUCAGUUUCCUGGGUCUUUCGGGUCGUCAGGUCCGGGAACCGUCAAACGAAGAGGCUACUGCUGUUGAUUUUCUUGAACGUCGCGUAUUCUACAGCGGAAUUGGCUAUUGGACUCUUCACGGGUCGCGUUGGUUUGGUGUCUGAUGCAUUUCAUUUGACAUUUGGCUGUGGCCUCUUGACAUUUUCUUUGUUUGCAAUGGCUACUUCCUGGAAAAAGGCUGAUCAUAUCUACACUUACGGGUACAAGAGACUUGAAGUUCUGUCCGCUUUCACUAAUGCUCUGUUUCUUUUGUUCAUGUCAUUCUCCUUAGCUGUGGAAGCACUUCACGCGUUCAUACAAGAUGAAUCGGAACACAAGCAUUACUUGAUUGUUUCAGCCGUGACAAAUCUGCUGGUAAAUCUCAUUGGAGUUUGGUUCUUCAGGAAUUAUGCACGCAUCAAUCUUGUGUAUAGGAAGGCUGAAGAUAUGAACUAUCACUCUGUUUGCUUGCAUGUUCUUGCAGAUUCCAUUCGUAGUGCAGGUUUGAUACUGGCAUCUUGGCUUUUAUCCCUCGGGAUCGAGAAUGCUGAAGUUUUGUGUCUGGGAUUAGUUUCGGUUGCAGUCUUUAUGCUUGUCAUGCCUCUCUUCAAGGCCACUGGUGGCGUAUUGCUUCAAAUGGCCCCUCCUAGCAUUUCUUCUUCAGCUUUGAGCAAAUGCUUGCGACAGAUAACCAGUCGUGAGGAUGUUACAGAAGUUUCCCAAGCUCGUUUUUGGGAACUAGUGCCUGGUCAUGUUGUCGGCUCACUCUCACUCCAGGUGAAGAGCGGGACAGAUGACCGGCCUCCACUCCAAUUUGUUCAUGGUUUGUACCAUGAUUUGGGCAUACAAGAAUUGACAGUACAAAUAGACUAUGAUUGAGUUUUGACCCAGUUGAAGACAAGUGCUUAUCAUCAAUGUACUUCAUCAAUAUCAUUUUUUUCUUUUUCGCAGAAUUACGUUCCUUCUGUUCUGUAACCUAAUAUUAUUUCUCUCUGGGAAGAUAUUCCUCUGAUUCAUGUUUUUGUGUCUUUGUUUUGACAUUUUGCACGUUCAAUUUGAUUUUUGGCUUGUGGGUGAUGGUCAAAAAUGGACAGAGAACUGGCCCGGCUGUUAUUAGUUAUAUUUGUAUAUAUUAUAUACAGAUAUUAGUCAAAUGGUAGCCUCCAUGUUUUUCUCACAGAA